AUGUCUAUAAUACCCACUACAGUUCCGAGCCAAGAUGACCAAGUCUCGCAAUACCUGCUUCCUGGACUAGUUCCUUUUUUGGUGUUGAUCCUGCUGGCCUUGAUAAUUUAUCUUACUACCUUUGUGCAUAGGCGUUUUAGGCAUUUGAGAAGGCAUCUUACCAGCCCAAGAGACACCGAAAACUCCGAUUCUUCAAGUAGCACAGAUUCUGAGAGCAGAAUUUUGUGGCAUCUUGACCUAGUUGCUCCCCCAAAAACAUGUAAGCAGUUGAGGGCGGAGAUGGCGCUGGGGGGACCCUGGCCAUGCUGGGCCACGCUAAGUUCGCUUUCCAUCUGCGUCAUUUGCUUGGAAACCAUCAACGGAGGUGAUGUCAUCCGUCAUCUGCCAAAUGCGUAA
This is a messenger RNA of Fusarium poae, 396 nucleotides long. RefSeq lists its product as uncharacterized. The record is from RefSeq and is a predicted model, not a curated record. The coding region runs from base 1 to 396 and encodes 131 amino acids. Lineage: Eukaryota; Fungi; Ascomycota; Sordariomycetes; Hypocreales; Nectriaceae. The transcript is spliced from 4 exons.